Alternaria novae-zelandiae is the source of this 1089-nucleotide messenger RNA. RefSeq lists its product as uncharacterized. The transcript is spliced from 2 exons. Bases 1 to 1089 code for a protein of 362 amino acids. Lineage: Eukaryota; Fungi; Ascomycota; Dothideomycetes; Pleosporales; Pleosporaceae. The record is from RefSeq and is a predicted model, not a curated record.
AUGGAUCUAGCAUACGCCACUCUGAUGCAGAAGUGCACCGACGGCACCUACUUGUAUACACCACCCAGUGCGAAAGUCUUCCGUCCCGGGUCCUGCGGCUUCUUCGACGAUGACGGAAUCUGGAGACCGAUCACUGAUCUUGCCGAAAUCAAGAACUCUGACCCCGAUGGUUACAAGCCCCCCAGUAAGCAGCUCGUUCUGGAGGACCCGACAACGUGCAACUGGAAGAAACAGCUUUCAGAGAAGCAUGAGGGUCGCGGCUUUGGCGGCAAAGCAGAGGUAUCCGGAAUUGCUGCUCAAGCACCUGUGGACGUGGGAGCCAAUUUCACAUUAGGAAGUACUGCGAAGGCCGGUGCCGGCGUGGAAGUAUCUCCACACGUGAUACACAACAAGUUCGAUACCAAGGCGUUCAAGGUCAUUGCAAGUUGGAUUACAGAUAACAAGGAAACUAUGAUCUUUAAUCAUGAUCAUCAAAUCAAGACCAACGGCGUCUGGGUCAUCAUGGACACAUGGGUCACGGAGAAGUGCGAUAUUGCCAUGUGGAACAAGACGGGCAGCAACAUCGAUCUCGGAGCUGAAAUCGGGGCGACAAAUAUCGGCAAACUUGGACUUAGUACUUCGCACGACGUCCAGACUGAUAUGAACCAGCACAGAACAUGGAAUAAAUUGAAGCAAACGAAGCCGACCGAUGGCUACCUCCGAACACAUGCACCGAUGUCCAUGCCUUCCGCGCCAUAUAGAGACGAGGAUGGGAACCUUCGCAAAGACGGGAAGCUCAUCAACGAGAAGGGACAGUUUAUCGACCAGGAUGGCAAUGUCGUCAACAAAGACGGGAGACUCAUCAAUGAGGAGAGAGAGCUCAUCGACAAGGAUGGGAAUCUGGUCGACGAAGAUGGGAGACUCAUCAACAAGGAGGGAGAUCUUAUCGACAAGAAUGGGAACCUGGUCGACGAGGAUGGAAAUCUUGUUGACGACGAAGGGUACUUCAUCGACAAGGACGGAAAUCGUUUACCCGAAGAGAUGGAGUUGGUUCCGGCCGACUUUGAUGGGCUUACCCAGGAAGAGAUCGUCCAACUCCUACAGGCGUGA